Episyrphus balteatus (marmalade hoverfly) is the source of this 3170-nucleotide messenger RNA. It is a transcript of the gene Letm1, whose product is annotated as mitochondrial proton/calcium exchanger protein. Bases 186 to 2636 code for a protein of 816 amino acids. NCBI's taxonomy places the organism in Eukaryota, Metazoa, Arthropoda, Insecta, Diptera, Syrphidae. Gene Ontology annotation, molecular function: calcium ion binding; ribosome binding. The transcript has 7 exons. Gene Ontology annotation, biological process: intracellular monoatomic cation homeostasis. Gene Ontology annotation, cellular component: mitochondrial inner membrane. The record is from RefSeq and is a predicted model, not a curated record.
UGUUCUUCAAACUUCAAAAAAAAUAGUCUGAAUCAUAUUUUUGAUGGACAUUUUUCCGAAAAUCGCGCUUGACGAAAACUAUACGAAAUUAAAUUAAAAAUAAAAACAAUAAUUACAAGAAAAUAUUUUAACCAAUUGAAAUAUUAUAAAAACUAUAAAGUUUUCUCUGUCCACAUCAAAUCAAAAUGAAUUUCCUACUACGCCAACAAAAAGCUGUUUUCAAAAUUGGAAUUAAAUCCCCAGUUGGAGGGGGAUUUUCUAAUAAAUACACUCGGCCACAUCACCGUUCCUUCAUUGUUAACCACCAUCAAUUGAAGAAAUACAGCUACACACAUCUAGCUGGUGCAAGAAAUCUCCCCUCAACAACAAUAAUCCCCAACACUGGAGAUGGCUGGACCGCCCACAAUUCAAAUAUAUAUGCCCAUGAUCCGUUUGCCCGACAAAAUCGCUACAUUUCAUUCAGUAGUAGUUUGUCGGAACAAUCCUCAUCAAAAGUUGAAGAAACUGUCAAGUCAAUAAAAAACAAACAAAAGGAACAAGAAGAAGUAUUAAUUAAAAAGGAAAAUGGUCAGCUAAAGACCUCAGCUCCUGAAAUUCCGAAACCAAUUCCAGUAAAAAAAUCACUCAAACAAAGAAUUUGGGAUGAAAUUGUUCACUACUAUCAUGGCUUUCGUCUAUUGUUUAUCGACAUAAACAUUUGUCGAAAACUCUUGGGUCGAGUACUUAAUGGCAAAACAUUGACACGUCGAGAAAAUAAACUUCUCGUGAGAACAACUUCGGAUUUAUUCCGAUUGAUUCCGUUCUCUAUAUUCAUUAUUGUACCAUUUAUGGAACUGCUGUUACCUGUUUUCAUUAAGUUCUUCCCUGGAAUGUUACCAUCAACUUUCCAAACCAAUCAAGACAUUGAAGACAAAUUAAAGAAGAACCUCAAAGUGAGACUUGAAAUGGCAAAAUUCUUACAAAAAACUCUUGACGAAAUGUCAGUACAACAUAGUGACCACAAUAGUGAAGAAGCUAAAGCAUUUGCUGAAUUCUUCCAAAAAAUCAAAGAUCCAACUGAAGUUGUGCAAAGUGAAGAUAUAAUCAAAUUUUCGAAACAAUUCGAAGAUGAAAUAACCCUUGACUCGCUAAGUCGAGAUCAAUUAGUGGCCCUUUGUAGGGUGCUUGAAUUGCAAACCAUGGCAACAACUAAUAUUUUACGUUUCCAAUUGCGAAUGAAACUUAGAAGUCUGGCUGCCGAUGAUAGAGCUAUUGCCCGUGAGGGUGUUGAUCAGUUAGACUUGUUUGAAUUGCAACAGGCUUGCAAGACAAGAGGUAUGCGUGCGUAUGGAUUGUCGGCCGAGAAACUACGGUCACAAUUGCAAGAAUGGAUUGAUUUGAGUAUGAAUGAAAAAGUUCCUAACACCCUUUUGUUAUUGUCAAGAGCUUUGAUGAUCUCAGAUGAAGCUUCAACAACACAUAAGCUUAAAGAAACUAUUCGUGUGCUACCUGAUGUGAUUGGAACCCAGACAAAGGCAGCCAUUGGUGAACGUGAAGGAAAGAUUGAUAACAAAACAAAGAUUGAAAUUAUCAAAGAAGAGGAGCGGAAGAUCAAGGAAGAACGCGAAGAAGAGCGUGAAGAAGAGAAACAAAAAGCAGAAGAAUUAUUGGAUAAAGCACCAACAAUUGACGCAACUGUAUCAGCAUCAGCAACCGAUGUAGCAGCAACUGCGGAUAAAAAACCAAUUGCUGUUGUUCCAGAUAAUACUUUGUCGCCGAAGGAUGUUGAACUUUUAGGUGAAGCCUUGAAGACAGUUAUUGGCAAGAAUGAGGCGUUGUUGGUCGAGAAGGAGACAAUUAAAGAUCUUAAAGAAGAAAUUGAAGAUUAUAAAGAAGAUUUGGAAGAAUUGCAUGAGAUCACAACAACUCCAGAUCAACCCAAAGCAGCGGUCAGAGAAAGUCGUGGUGCAAAGAUUCUAUUCAAAAAGGUCAAUUCUAUGAUUGGUCAAUUGGAUAAGGUUCUAAAUGAUCUUGAAGAAAAGGGCAAGAAACUUCAACAAGCUGAUGCUGCAGACGAUCAGUCGGUAAAACCAACUAAACCCGAAGCACUUGUUCGUGUUGAUGAGCUUGUGAAUGCUAUUAAAUUGAUGCAAAAAACCUCCGAUGAAGCGAAACUCAAUACAAUAGAGAAGGUAUUGAGUAAGAUUGAUGCCGAUCAAGAUGGUACAAUUAGUGCUAAUGAGGUUGUUAAGGUUAUGGAAACAAUUGGUAGGGAAAAUGUGAAAUUGAGUGAAAAACAAGUCGAAGAGCUGUUGGAUCUUCUUGACAAAGAAGAAAUUAUUGAAGCUGAAGUGAAAGUCGAAAAGGCUAUUGCGAAGAGUAUCAAAGAAGCAGAUAAUGCAAUGAGAGUUGCUGAAGAAAUUCAAGAUAUGGCACCUCUUCUUGAAGACAAAGCCAAGGAUAUGAACGCUGCCGAUGAGAAGAAUCUUCUUGUUGAUGCGUUAACAAAGAAAGAAAAAGAAGCAGAAUUAGCAGAUAAAAAAUCAACUGCUGCUGAUAAAAUAAAACCUCCAGGUAUUUCGUCGACAACACUCCCUCCAACAAUUUCACCUCCACCGACUUCUUCUCAGGUAAAUCCAAAGGAUAAAAUGCUUUGAUUUAGUUGUGAUAAAACAACCACAACUACAGUGAAUACCAAAAAUGGUACUACUAAUCGUACAUCCUAGAUAAAAUAAAAAGGUUAAAUAAAGGUGUAUUUUUCUGUUGAAUGUGAUAUUAAAAAAAAAAAAAAAAACUUAGUUUAAUAUUCUAUGAAAUAAAUAAAAUACUUAAAUAAAAAUUCGAGAAACAACAAAAUAAUUAAAAUAAAAACAAAAAAAUAUACAUACCUAUUAACCCCGUUUUAAAGGAUCAAUGGCACAAAAUAGAAAUGAAUAAGAAGAAUUAUUAUGAGGAUCUCGAGAUGAGCUAGAUUUCAUUUUAUAAAUGUAUUUUAAAAAAAAAAAACAAUUUAAUUUGACCGUAAAAAGUACUUUAUAUAUUUAUAAAUAUUCUUUAUUUUUUUUUUUUUUUAUUUAAAUAUAUUUUUUUAAUUUGCGUCCUGUUUAAAAAAUUUAUUAUAUUAUUGAAAAGCAAAAUAAAAUAAAGAAAAGUGAUUUUUGUAUGUCUUCAGAGAAGAAUAAUUUUUCAGC